Bombyx mandarina (wild silkworm) is the source of this 2416-nucleotide messenger RNA. RefSeq lists its product as uncharacterized. The record is from RefSeq and is a predicted model, not a curated record. NCBI's taxonomy places the organism in Eukaryota, Metazoa, Arthropoda, Insecta, Lepidoptera, Bombycidae.
UAUAUCGACGGCAAAAAGCAAACCUGCUGUAACCCACAUCAGUCACGAUUUCUUUUUAUUUCAUAUUUGGAAUCAGAAAAAAAAACUCAGUCGAAUGGUUCUAUUCCCGUGGCUCAACGACGAUUAGAAAUUUUUGUACAGCAAUAGAAAUAAUCCUAUUUUUUCAAAAAGACAACUGGUUACUUGAAGUAAAUAACAUGAAAAACAGCAUUUUCCUAGCAUUUGUUAUUUACACCAACUUUGCUUUUCCUAAUAAAGUAAUCAUUGUAGUUACAGCACCGUUGUACGCUGGUUAGUGUGGCUUACAGCAAAAUUGCAUAUUAUUUUUUAGCAAGGUACCACGUUUACGACAUUUAGUAUAUAAUAAACAAUUGAUCCUUGUAGUGUACUACAAGAAUAACAACUAUGAUAUUGUAGACAAUCGCUAAUUACGGCAACAUAAACACAUAAAAGUUUUUAGAUUCCUGUUAUCUAUGCCAUUUUUAAUACAAUAUUACUGUGUUGAUUAUGUGCGUUUACCGCCAUUAAAUACGCGCGCUCGCGCUCACUUGGUCGCGGCUUACCGCGUCGCUCAGUCGCUUCGCGGCACCCAGGAAGGUAUGACGUAUUUGCUGUUACUGUGUGUCUUCGCGGAAUUGGAGUGACUUUAAAAGGUAAGUAUUGUUCUUGUUAUUAUAUAAUUUAAAAAUGUUAUGUUAGUUUCCUACCUACUGCAAAGUAAGUUCGUAUAACUAUAAACAUUAAUUGAUUUCAGAUGUCUAAACGCCGUCUUGAUUGGAAAGAAUCGCUAAAACCGGAUGUUACUGUUGGCAAAAAAAGAGGAAAAAUAAACAUUUUAAAAGAUGAAACCUAUAAAAAUGAAAAUGGUAAAUUGACUCUUGUGUCUAGUAUUAAGACUAAAAAGACAUCCACGCAAACAAAUACGAUUAAUAAAAAUAAUACCAUACAAGAAUGCACAAGUACACUCAGGUCAGAAAUUUGUACUCCUGAAAUGUCUCAUGUUGAAGAAAAAUUUCAAUUUAUGAACAAUGAUGUGGUCCCCACUAACAAUGAUACUGAUACACAAAAACAGGACAAUGAGAAUAUUGAAAUGACUCCCCGACAGUUAUCACGUAGAUUAGAUGUAGAAAAUUUAACUCCAACAUUCAGAAAACCCGACUGUUUUUUAGCAGAAACUAAAGAAGUGAUGAAAAUUAUUACACCAGUAAAAUUAUUCCCUACACCAUCCAAGACGCAUAUAAAAGAAGCCUUUAAAAUUAUUCCUCCGUACGAUUCUGAAGAAAAUGAGGAAAUUAAACAUAAUUUUAGUAAUUUAAAUAACAUUACAUUAGCGUUGAAUGAACAGAAUCAUGAAGAUAAUAAUGGUGAAGGGAAAUUUUCUCUAGACUUAGACUCUAGACAAAUACACAACGAGCCUAGAUCAGAAAAUGAGGCUAGUAUACAAGAAGUUGCGCUUACGAUUACUUCAUAAAUGAAGGAGAAGGAAGGAGAAGAGUUUGUCAAAAAUAUCUUCUAAGUACUUUGGACAUAACUCAGCGAUUCAUUCUGUACACAUUGGAAAACACAGAUGGUGGGUAUGCGAAAACCGAUGGACGUGUAUCAAAUGGUGGAUCUAAUAGAACUAACGAAAUAGUUACAGAACAUGCAAACAACUUUAUAGAAUCUUUGCCGAAAAUGCCAUCGCACUAUUGCAGGAAAGACUCAAAACGAUUGUAUUUUCCCGAAGAAUUUAGGAACGUAUCUAACCUGUAUCGUAUAUACAAAGAUAACUGCAGGCAAAGUGAAAUAAAAGCAAUGUCUUUUCAAGUAUUUAGGACCUGGUUUAAAAAAUCUUACAAUAUCGGUUUCCACGUGCCGAAAAAAGAUAAAUGUGCCAUUUGUGUGAAUACCAAAAAUAAUGAAGAGAAAUCCGGAGAAGAAACAGAAAAAAUACAACAGCAUGCUAAUGAAAAGGAUGAAUCAUAUAAAAGAUUUAAAUGUCAUCAAAAUAUACAUAAAAAGGAUAAAAGUAUAAUUUGUGCAAGUUUUGACAUGCAAAAAGUUUUAAAUACUCCACAUGGAGAUUCAAUGAUGCUCUAUUUCAGUCGAAAAUUAUCGGUUUAUAAUUUUACGAUUUACGAAAGCUCUACUAGAAGAGGAUACUGCAAUGUGUGGACAGAGAUAGAUGCAAACCGUGGAGCUAACGAAAUUUGUACUUGCUUAUAUAAUUACAUUAAAAAAAUUGACUCAUGUGGUUUAACAAGAACUUUGUUAUUAUAUUGCGAUUCUUGUUAUGGCCAGAACAAAAAUAAAUUUGUCCUUAGCAUGAUACGUUACGCACUGUCUCAAUGCAAGAACAUAAAGACAAUUCAAAUUAAUUAUUUGAUUCCUGGCCAUACCUAUAUGCCGGUGGAUAGUGUUCACGCUACCAUUGAGA